AUGAAUCCCGCCACCUUCCUGCGCGUGCUGGGUCCCGAGGCGUGGCGAGUGGCCUACGUGGAGCCCUCCAUGCGCCCCGACGACAGCCGCUUCGGCGACAACCCGAACCGCGUGCAGCGCCACACGCAGUUCCAGGUGAUUCUCAAGCCCGAUCCAGGCAACGCCCAGGAGCUCUACUUAGGCAGUCUAGCAGCAUUGGGAAUAGACAGCCGGCAGCACGACGUGCGGUUUGUGGAGGACAACUGGGAGUCGCCCGUGCUUGGGGCGUGGGGGCUGGGCUGGGAGGUGUGGCUUGACGGCAUGGAGAUCACCCAGUUCACCUACUUCCAGCAGGCAGGGGGCAUGCCGCUAUCGCCAGUAUCAGUGGAAAUCACAUACGGCCUGGAGCGCAUCAUCAUGAGCCUGCAGGGCGUGGACCAUUUCAAGCGCAUAGCCUACGCGCCAGGGGUGACCUACGGGGAGCUGUUUCUGGAGAACGAGAGGGAGAUGAGCUGCUUCAAUAUGCUUGAAGCAGACACCGAAAGGGUCAAGCAGCGUUUCGACCUCUACGAUGCUGAAGCGCAGGCUCUGAUCGACAAGCAGCUGGCUAUUCCCGCCUUCGACCACGUGCUGAAGACGUCCCAUGCAUUCAACAUUCUGGACGCACGGGGUGCCGUGGGGGUCACUGAGAGAGCCCGCUUCUUCGGUCGUAUGAGAAGCCUGGCGCGUCAGUGCGCCCAACUAUGGGUCGAAACGCGGGAGAAGCUCGGCUUCCCAUUGGGCCGGGCGGACGCUGACGUGGCGCAGCCAACAGGGGACACUGGUGGAGAUCGGUACAGAGGAGUUGCCGCCUGA
Messenger RNA from Closterium sp. Yama58-4, 834 nucleotides. NCBI's taxonomy places the organism in Eukaryota, Viridiplantae, Streptophyta, Zygnematophyceae, Desmidiales, Closteriaceae. The record is from the annotation of a GenBank genome assembly.